Molecule: messenger RNA, 1269 nt
Organism: Naegleria fowleri
Lineage: Eukaryota; Heterolobosea; Eutetramitea; Acrasida; Naegleriidae
Exons: 1
Coding region: 1-1269 (422 amino acids)
Molecular function (GO): DNA binding
Source: RefSeq, a predicted model, not a curated record
AUGCUCGCCUCUACAAGUCCCUCUUCGGUCAAUUAUCUUCCACAACAACAACAACAUUAUCAUCACCGUCAACAACAACAACAACAACACAUGAACGCUAUGAUGGAUCAAGAACAACAUCUCCUUUUACCUUCCUUGAAGAAAGAUGGUGGCAAUUUUGAUCAAUUAGUACCAUCUUGGUCUUCAUCUUUGACCUCUUCUGCAUUCUCUACCUGUAUAAAUCAAAAUCUCCCACAAAGAACCCUAUUAGAACCCAGUUUGUCCUCUGAAGUUUUGCAAUCACAUGCUCCACAUGCAUUCUCUCCUAAUUGUUUUGAAAUUUUCAAGUUGUCUCUCAACUCGGCCCCAUCAUUUAGUACUACAAAUGCAACAUCUUCCUCGACUACUGAACAACAACCAGCAGCAAUGAAGAGUUUUGCUCCAUCUACCUCUUCAAGUAGAAAUUCGCCAGAAAUCAAAGUGGCUACCUGCAUCAAACCAUUUUUGGAAGCACCUCAAGAGUAUUCUGUCAAGUCAAUACUGUGCGGGUCAUACUCAAAUGCUAAAUCCGCCCUGAUGACAAACCCAACAGCAACAACAACGACGACAUGUACUUCAUACAACAACGUGUCACCUCCUCCUCCAACAAUCUCCAACACAACUCCAAACUCUUAUCUUUCCUAUACAAAUCCAAUUAAUUAUUCUCCUCACAUUCCAACUAGAGUGACCCCUACUAGUAGCAGUUCAAUGAUUGUUUCAAAGUCUUCAGAAGCGAAUAAUCCUCAAAAUUGCCAAAUGGCCAUGUACAACAUGCCAUACACUUACUCAGCGGCUCAACGAGGACAAGCUCAAACCUUCUUUCAAAGAACACAGUCGCCUCCUUCUGAAUCGAGUAGUUUUGAAGAAGAUAGGGCAUUUCGAAUGAAAAGGCCGUUGUUUGUUCAAAGAUCUUCCAAUCCAUCCGUGUUUGAUGAAAAGAGUGGAAUGCUUCGACCAAAUUUGAGUAAGAUACAAAAAUCUUCAAACUAUUCGAAACGACGUUCAACUUCGCCCAAGUCAGACGAUGAAGACAAGAAGAAGUACAAUACAGGUACAUGGUCCAAGUAUGAGCAUGACAUGUUUUUGAAAGGUCUUGAUGAGGUUGGCAAGAAUUGGAAGAUUAUUUCUGAGAGCUAUGUGACGACAAGAAAAAGAACUCAAAUUGCUUCACAUGCUCAAAAAUACUUUUUGAAGAUGGCCCAAAUGAAGAAGGGCGAAACUGUUUCCCCAUACGAUUUGUAUUUAGAAUAA